This is a messenger RNA of Enterobius vermicularis (human pinworm), 638 nucleotides long. The record is from the annotation of a GenBank genome assembly. NCBI's taxonomy places the organism in Eukaryota, Metazoa, Nematoda, Chromadorea, Rhabditida, Oxyuridae.
AUGACGCGUAUUCAUAACUGUCCAAAAGAAUCUGGUAAAUCCAAGUUCAGUGUUGAAAGUAUCUUGUCGACAACAGCAAAUGACAGUCAACCUUCUGAAGAGCCGUUGAAACCAACUGCUGUCCAGCAGAUCAGAUUACCGCAGGUGAUUAGCACUGCAGCAACGGCGACACCAACAAUAUCACAGGUUCCAACAAAAUUUGCCACUACUGUUCACCCAACAGCAAUGUUUCUGUUUGCUUCACAACUGCAUCCAGAAGCAACAUUUUCUGAAGCAUCUGCUGAAUCCCCACCUCGUUCGUUAGUACCGCAUUACAAUUGGCUAGCCAGUUCUUCGGAUCAUAUGUAUAUAUGUAUAUGUAUUUGUUUGUGUGUAUAUAUUUCAGCAAACGAAAAGGGAUUGGCAUCAUUAGGGUUAACAAAAUGCCUUCUAAGAAAGCAUAAAAAUAACCGUAAACCGAGGACACCAUUUAGCACUCAACAGCUCUUAUCGUUGGAAAGAAAAUUCCAACAAAAGCAGUACCUAUCAACAGCUGAACGGGCCGAAUUUAGUGCAUCGUUGCAGUUGACAGAAACUCAAGUGAAAAUAUGGUUUCAGGUUAGCAAAUUUUUUUCUAUUUUCUCUUCAUCUUUCUAAUU